This is a messenger RNA of Daphnia carinata, 1173 nucleotides long. RefSeq names its product DALR anticodon-binding domain-containing protein 3-like. Gene Ontology annotation, molecular function: arginine-tRNA ligase activity; ATP binding; tRNA binding. Lineage: Eukaryota; Metazoa; Arthropoda; Branchiopoda; Diplostraca; Daphniidae. The transcript has 5 exons. Bases 4 to 978 code for a protein of 324 amino acids. The record is from RefSeq and is a predicted model, not a curated record. Gene Ontology annotation, biological process: tRNA C3-cytosine methylation; arginyl-tRNA aminoacylation.
CAUAUGUUGUUCGUUCAGACAAGCGAAGUUGCUAUCGGAUCUCCGAUAAAAAUGGAAAAACAAGCAAUUAGCAACCUUGAUUUCAAAAAAAUAUUCAGCGACACUCUGAAUUCUAUGACUCUGAUCCCGUUAAUGAUCAGUGGAGGUCGAUCUAACGUGACUACAAGGUGUAACCAAAAUAUGACCCUUACCGAUAUGAGGGCACAGUAUGCCAGCAGGGUUCUGAGUAACAUCUUUGCUUAUAAAGACCUAAAUUCUGAAAUUGUCCUUACAUCCACGACAAACUGUGAUAGCAAGAAACUGAAUAACACUAUAACAUGUGUUGUGGGGCCUGUCAUCAACCCAGCUACCAAGAAAAAGGAUGUAACAACAUCUUUUCAAGAAUAUGUUAGGUUGAGAAAGCUGCGUGUGAAAUGCAGACACCCACCUGAAGGUGAAAACAUGUCUGAAGCAUGGAUAACUGAAGCUGUUGUCUGCUAUGAUUUCUUGCAUAAUGAUACCACUAAACCAAUGCAUGCUGUAGGUUUAGCUGCUGGUUUAGAAAAUGAUCCGCCAUUCAGAGAAGCUGUAAAAAUUUUAUACAACAGGAGUAGAGUUGCAUGCAUUCUUCAGAAAUUCGAUGAAGGAGUGGAUUGUUCUCUGUUCCCACCACUGCCUAGUCUAGAUAUGACCAAUUUCAAAUUGCUGAAGCAGAAGGCAGAAAUCGACAUUACCUCAAAGUACAUUGCCGGGUUUGUCCCGAUGCUGAACAAAUUUUCUGUUACUCGCAUCGCUAAGAUAACUGCCGAAUUAUGGCGAUUCUUGCUUUUUUUAUCGCAAGAUUAUUCACACUAUUACAGUUCUGUGCGCACUCUAUGUGAUGAGCACAACCGAUCGCACCCGACAAUGCACGCAAGAAUUUGGAUGCUGAAAGUCAUAUUAACAAUAUAUGAUGCAGCUUUCGCCUUUUUGAACUUGAAGCCGCUGGAAUACGUUUGAAUUAAAGUCAUGUUAAUGUUACAGUGCCAGUAAUCGAUAUCCUAGAGAAGGAACGCCUAUGCGUCGGAAAGGAGCAAACAUUGAAUUGUGUGUAUUGUUGAAUCGUCUGAUAGCCUCCGUGACUUCGGCCACUUGAAGUGGUCUCAUCGAAUUUGACCAUGUUGGCUGAAAAUACGGAAAUAUCGUUGUAUAAUA